UCGAUCAGUUUUUCGAGACUUUUGCAGAGAUCACCAAGCAGAAAAACAUCACCUUCAUCAGAAAUACAGGUGUGCGAGACACCAUCUUCAACCUGACCUUGACAGCCCUGGCUCCUAAAUUUGAAGGAUUUGAGCCUGAAGACUUUGAGCUGUGGUUCCAGGUCAAUUUGUUUUCUGUGAUGGCGAGCUUCCACCCUGGCAGAUUGGUGGUGAUCCCCAGUAACAUCAGCUGUGCAUCCUACGCGGCUAUACUCACUGGUCUUCGGCAAAGUUUGGAAUCCCUGCCCGUGCACAUUUCACGGGGUGUGAGAUCAAGCAUAAUGUCCCUCAAGAAGACAUUCCCACGUUGCUCAGUUCCAGAUUCCUUCAUGUGCAAGGUGACCCCGAUUGAUGAAGACCUCAUCUGUUAUGGAGUUAAAAGAUCACAACUCGAACAAACCCUGUCUGUUGGCAAUUCCUCUGAAGCCCUGUGCAACUUUUCCAUCACUGAGCAUGCCUGUUCCUCGGCUACACAUCUCACAGCCAGCAACUUGGUCACACUGAUGAACUGCUCACUGGAAAGCCAAAGGACAUACCCCGUAGAGAUCUGGAAGCUUCUCUUCCAAAAAGCUUCUGCGGCACUAGACCAGGCUCUGGAGACAUACGCCAGCAUGGCCCCCAACAACAGCAACCCGUCCUUGUCACAUGCGCUUGAGGCUCUUGGGGAGGUGACAAUAGCCAACUUCAGCCAGGCACAACUGCAGAGUGAUGUCUUUGUCAGCAGCUGGUUCCAGACAAAGAUCCGUCCGUUUCUAGCCUCUCCAUCCCCCAACUUCCUAUUCUGCCUAAGCUCCAAAAACUUCAGCUGCCAUACCUACCAGAUUGUCAUCCAGGCAUUCAGUAGCCAAAGGCCAUCCAUGGAGAGAAAAAGACAGCAAGCAGUCUUCACUCAUUUCAUCAAGCCCUUCCUUUCAAGAAAUGACUCAUCAGGUACAGGCAAGAGCUCAGGUUCAAAUUGGUAAAGUCUCGAUAGCAUGUGGUAGU
This is a messenger RNA of Anarrhichthys ocellatus (wolf-eel), 1023 nucleotides long. RefSeq lists its product as uncharacterized. The record is from RefSeq and is a predicted model, not a curated record. Lineage: Eukaryota; Metazoa; Chordata; Actinopteri; Perciformes; Anarhichadidae. The transcript is spliced from 10 exons. The coding region runs from base 180 to 1001 and encodes 273 amino acids.